Molecule: messenger RNA, 4426 nt
Organism: Dermochelys coriacea (leatherback sea turtle)
Lineage: Eukaryota; Metazoa; Chordata; Testudines; Dermochelyidae
Gene: PTPN9
Product: protein tyrosine phosphatase non-receptor type 9
Exons: 14
Coding region: 944-2848 (634 amino acids)
Biological process (GO): protein dephosphorylation
Molecular function (GO): protein tyrosine phosphatase activity
Source: RefSeq, a predicted model, not a curated record
UUUCUGUUCCUUUUUUGCCUCCUCCGUGUAUCUCCCUUUCCCCAAUGGAUAGCUUCCUGUUUCUCCUUCUUUUGGAGGAAUGCCUCUCUUCCUUCCCCCCUCCCCUUUCUGCUAUGCAGAUCUCUCUGCCUCCCUCCUUCCCUUAGAUUCCCCUCCCUGGCUGUCCUCUGCCGCUGUUUGUGAAUGAGACUCAGUUUCUGAAUGGAGUUGCUGGGGGCUCUGGCUGGCUCACCAGGGGAAGCGGUAUUGGCCAUGAGAAGGGGAGGGGGACGGGUUUUCUUUGCUUCCUUCCUCCCUCUCUGCUGCUUUUGAGGAAUAAGGACUGCGAGACAGACAAGCGAGAGAUGGAGGCUGCAGGAAAGAGCUUCGUUCUCUAAAAGGAAAAUACAAACGAAGAGAGGGAAUUGAUGGUCUCAUGCUAACUAUAGUCAGGAAGCAACAGCAGGGGGAUCUUGCAAAGGCAGAGAAGAAAAACCCAGGCGGAUUGAGGCACAGUCUGGAGAGAUUGCAAGCAGAUUUUGUGGGGGGAAUGAAACUUCCAGAGCAGCUGGGUUUUUUACCCCCCUCUUGUGUGUGCAAUUUUCUGUAACCUGCAAAAGCUCUUAUGAAACCGAGGAAGAAGUAAAAGAGCCUGAGGUUUGAAAAGAAACCAAAAGAAUCGUUGCAAUUUAAAAGGGAACAAAACCGAACUUUAACUUAUUUUUUCUUUCAAGUUGCAUCAGCUUUUCGAGGGAAGGGAUCACUGCAUUAAUCUUUCUCCCUCCAAGUGUGUAGCUAAUCUACAAGAGAGACUAAUGGGUGCUCCCUGGGAGCUCAGGAGCAGCGUCCCCAGCUGAGCGGGGUGUUUGAGGGGCCCCUGGCUGGGAGGGUGGCCAGCUGCCCUCUCCGGGGUGUUGGCUGGGGGACAGGGGGCCGGUUUGCUGCUUUUGAGUCAGACUGGUCGAUGUUUGAAAGCCCUGGUUUAAAAACUCCAAAGGAGCAGCCGCCGCCUCCUCCUCAGCAGUUUGCAAGCAGGAGGAGCUGCGGCAGCAGGAUGGCCGCAGAGCUGAGCCCGGAGGAGGAGCAGGUAGUAUCGCAGAAUUAUAAUAGAAGACUCCAUAUGCAUGAUCGAGAUCGCUUGCUCCAGGCCACGAAGCAGUUCCUAGAGGAGAUUAACAAGUGGACUGUGCAGUACAAUGUAUCUCCGCUUUCCUGGAAUGUGGCCGUCAAGUUCCUCAUGGCUAGGAAGUUUGAUGUCCUCCGAGCGAUCGAGCUGUUCCACUCCUACAGGGAAACCCGGCUGAAGGAAGGAAUUGUGAAGCUGAAACCUCACGAAGAACCUCUGCGCUCUGAGCUGCUCAGUGGGAAGUUCACCAUCCUAAGCGUGCGGGACCCCUCCGGAGCCUCUAUUGCCCUCUUCACUGCCAAGUUACAUCAUCCCAAUAAAAGUGUCCAACAUGUGGUGCUCCAGGCGCUGUUCUAUCUACUGGACAGAGCUGUGGAGAGCUUCGAAACGCAGAGAAACGGUCUGGUUUUCAUCUAUGACAUGGCAGGCUCCCACUAUACCAACUUCGAGCUGGACCUGAGCAAGAAAAUCCUCAACCUGCUGAAGGGAGCCUUCCCGGCUCGUCUCAAAAAGGUGUUUAUUGUGGGUGCCCCGAUGUGGUUCCGAGUCCCCUACUCCAUCAUCAGCCUCCUGCUGAAAGAGAAGCUCCGAGAGAGGGUUCAGAUGGUGAAGAUGUCAGAGCUGAAGGAACACCUGCCCCGGGAAUGUCUCCCCGAAUACCUAGGGGGAUCCCUCAAGCUGGACCCUCUCAGCUGGAACUGCCGGUUCCUCCCCCAGCAGAAUGGCCACCCAGAUCCGUUGGAUGAGCUGAUCCUGGUACCACUGGUUUCACCGCGAGAUAAUGGCUCGGUGCAUGUUCCAGGACCAAAGUGCAUGACUGUCCAUCAACUGAUGGACCAUGUGAACCAAAAGCAGAAGCGGGGAAUCUACGAGGAGUACGAAGACAUCCGGCGCAGGAGUCCUGCAGGGACCUUCAUCUGCUCCCUGGCUCCGUAUAACCAGGAGAAGAACCGAUAUGGGGACGUGCCGUGCCUGGACCAAACUCGAGUGAAGCUGACCAAGCAGUACAGCCGCUCGGAGCUGACAGACUACAUCAAUGCCAGCUUCAUGGAUGGCUAUAAACAAAGGAAUGCUUACAUUGGUACUCAAGGACCUCUGGAAAACACGUAUUGCGACUUCUGGCGCAUGGUGUGGGAGCAAAACGUUCUGGUGAUUGUCAUGACAACCAGGCUUGAGGAGGGAGGCAGGAGGAAGUGUGGCCAGUACUGGCCAUUGGAGAAAGACUUCCAGGUGUGCUACGGAUCCCUCACUGUCACCAACCUUGGGGUGGAGAACCUGAACCAUUACAAGAAAACCCUUCUGGAGAUCUAUAACACUGAGCACAGAGAGAGGCGUCUGGUGUCCCAUUUCCAGUACUUGAGUUGGCCGGAUUAUGGCGUCCCUUCUUCAGCUGCCACUCUGAUCGACUUCCUGGGGGCAGUCAAGCAGCAGCAGAGGUUGGCGGCCAGUGCCCUGGGGCCUCGCUUCAAAGGUCACGCAGGAGGACCGCCUAUGGUGGUCCAUUGCAGCGCUGGCAUCGGCAGGACAGGUACCUUCUGCGCGCUGGACAUCUGCCUCUCUCAGCUGCAGGACACGGGCACGCUGAACGUGUACCAGACGGUGAUGCGGAUGAGAACGCAGAGAGCCUUCAGCAUCCAGACCCCCGAGCAGUACUAUUUCUGUUACACGGCCAUCAUUGAGCAUGUGCAGAGAGAGGGCCUGCUUCCCUCCACUCCCACGCGGGCAGGCCAGGAGAAGAGCUAAUGGGGACACAACCCAACCCGAUGGCAGGGACUGGCUCUCCUGUCAGUCACGACCAGCUCGCCUUCCUCAUGACCAGUCCGGAUUCAGCAGAGCCUUCAGUAACCAAACUCCUUUGUCAUAGGGCUCUAACCCUUCCUUGGCUAGCUGGUUCUGAUGAAUCACAGCUAGUAGCCACUGACUAGCGACUCAUGGUCUUAACUAUUACCACCUGCUGUUGAACUGUGCCUUAUUCAAACCAAAUUGUGGCUGCCACUUGCCAGAGGUAACUAGAGAUAAGUGGGAAGAGGAUCUGCUCCUCAGUAUGAUUUUGUUUUUGUGGGACCACCUGAAAUCCACCUGGAGGACUUGACUUAAAUAAAUAGCCAUUUCCAGUACCACCCAAGCCUUGGGCUUAGAAAAGGCACAUACGUCAGUCUUACCUGCCACUAGGUGUGUGUGUCUGUCUGUAUGUAUGUGUGUAUAUAAUAUAUACUCCAUGUGUUCAAGUCUAGCCUACGUAAGUAUUAUAUAGAUACAUAUAUACACGCACCUGGUUCUGGCUGCUCCUGGGGCUCAGUGCUGUAAUGUUGUCUCACUGCUGUGAUCUCUCGAGUGGAGAAUUAUAGCCUUGCAUUGUUAAUGGCGCUGUGAUGUUACUGGCUCUGUUUUGUUUUGUUUUCUUUUCACUCCUCUGCUGCAGCUGUAGAAGAUGCACACUCGCUAGUACACAUACACGUCAGUGCAUGGACCGCGGCGGGUGUUGUGCUGAUACAUUCCUGUUGGAUCAGAGUGGUGCGGAGAAGCUGCGCGAGGCCCAGCUAGAUCCGAGCACAUGCUACAUCCCCAUGCUGGGGUGCCGUGCAGGGGUUACACAGUCUUACCUGUCUUUUAUUUGGAGGAGGGGUCCCGGGGCCCAUCUUUUCCCUUGAGUGAGGAGUUGCAGAUCUUCACUGUGAUGAGGGGACCCUUCCUUCCCAGGCUGGAGAUGACUCACCUGCUCACUAGGGGGCAGCGACGGGCGGCAGUAGGUACGAAGUGUUGCAGGGCAGAGGGCUAUGAAGUGCUGUCAGAGGAACUGGGCUUUAUCAAGGAAAUCUGAACUCAACUGAUGGUGUUAACUUACUUCUGCGCUAGAAGUUGUGCUUUUCCAGGGAAUCCCCUCCUGCCAAUCUCUGCCAGGCAGACAUCAUCGGGAUGAGCUGCGGCUGCCAAGUGCCAAGCCAAAACCACCUGAAGGUAUAGAAGCCAAAAACCUGGAGCUGCUGCUUACCCCUUCCUUCCUGCCCCGGCGGUGCCCGGCCUGCCAUUCAAUGCACAGACUGUGCAACCCCAGCCCUCCCAAGUGCUGCUGAGCUAUCUGACCAUCACGUCCCUCCUUCCCCGCCCAGGGAGGUGAGGUUGGCAGCUGAACAGACCCUCGGUAUCUUUAUACUGUAAUAAGCUCUCUGAAUGUACAUUCUUAUUUUUACAACCUUUUUGGUUUUGUAUUUAACGUUCACUUGAUCGAGCCAGAGCUGGAGAUCAUUGUAAAUGUUCCUAUGCGCUGUCGCAUGGCGAGACGGUUUUUGUAUUUACGUAUAAAUAUACCUACAGACGAUC